AUGCCUCCUAGGCAGCCUUGCAGACAAUGUGGGAGAUAUCAUAUAGGUGCGUGUCGCAUGGGAACAGAUGUUUGUUAUUGGUGUGGUAUGCCAUGGCAUGUAAUAAAAGAUUGCCCAAGAAGACGCAGGGGUGAUAUGGCACAACCUACUGGAUCAGCUGUUGCAUUAUCAUCAUCAGUGCCUCCAUCAAGUAGAGGUGAGCAAUUUCCUAUAGGUCGCGGCAGAGGUAUUAGAGGGGCAGCUAGUUCCAGCGUGGCCCAAAAUCGCACAUAUGCUCUAGGGACUCGACAGAACCUGGAAGCUUCACCCGAUGUGGUUAUAGGUACAUUGUCCAUCUUCUCACAUAAAGCGUAUGCAUUAAUUGACCCUGGUUCUACAUUGUCAUAUAUUACUCCAUUAGUUGCUGGGAAGCUUAGUAGAACACCUAAAUUAUUGAAUCAACCACUUGCGGUGUCUACACCAACUGGGGAGUCAAUUAUAGCUAGAAGAGUCUAUUGUGACUGCAUAGUGACUAUCUGCGACCGAGAUACAUUAGCUGAUCUUAUCGAGUUAGAAAUGGGAUAUAUAUGUCAUCUCGUUAGAGUGAGAGAUGUGGAGGCAGAAUCACCAACUAUCCAGUCUGUUCCAAUAGUGAAUGAAUUUAUUGAUGUCUUUCCUGAGGAACUCCCUGGUUUGCCUCCAGAACGAGAAAUAGAUUCUGGUAUUGACUUAUUACCAGGCACUGAGCCUAUCUCUAUCCCUCCAUAUAGAAUGGCCCCGGCAGAAUUACGUGAAUUAAAGGAGCAACUGAAAGACUUGUUAGAAAAGGGGAAAGCAAAUGUGGUGGCUGAUGCUCUAAGUCGUAAGACACUCAUGGGUACCAGUGAUCAGAAAGGGGUAAAGCAAGGCAUGGCUAAGGAUCUGCGUCAACUAGCCAAUCUGGGUGUUCGUCUACUCGAAACUCCAAGGAAGGAUAUUAUUGUACAUAAUGCUACCGAUUCUUCAUUGAUAAGGGAAGUGAAAGAAAAACAGUGUUAUGAUCCUAUUCUACAAUGCCUUAAGGGGAAAGUAAGUCAGGGUAUAAUGAAGGAGUUUAGGCUUACACAAGAUGGAGUACUUUAUUGCCAAAAUAGAUUGUGUGUGCCUGAUGUUAAUAGACUCAGAAGGAGAAUAAUGGAAGAAGCCCAUCAUUCAAGAUAUUCCAUCCACCCAGGAUCUACUAAGAUGUAUCAUGAUCUAAAGGGAGUGUUUUGGUGGGGAGGCAUGAAAAAGGACCUUGCAGAGUUUGUGGCUCAAUGUCCUACUUGUCAACAAGUCAAAGUAGAGCACCAAAAGCCAGUUAAUAAGUUUGACUCCAUAUGGGUGAUAGUUGAUAGACUCACGAAAUCAGCACACUUUCUGCCUGUAAGAAGUGAUUAUACAGCUGAAGAAUAUGCCAAAUUAUACCUCAAAGAGAUAGUUAGGCUACAUGGGGUCCAACUCUCUAUUAUAUCUGAUCGAGGAGCUCAAUUCACGGCAAAAUUUUGGAAGUCCUUUCAAAGGAGUUUAGGGACGCGAGUGAAUUUGAGUACAGCCUUCCAUCCCCAAACAGACGGCCAAGCAGAGCGUACUAUUCAAACACUUGAGGAUAUGUUACGAACCUGUGCAUUAGAUUUUAAAGGUGACCCCUCUCGUAUCACUCCUAUAGAAGAUGUACAGGUCACAGAGGAUCUUACUUAUGAAGAGGUACCGGUUGCUAUUCUAGAUCGCCAAGUUAAAAAGUUAAGGAACAAAGAAAUGGCAUCAGUAAAGGUACUCUGGAGAAACAACCAAGUAGAAGAGAUAACGUGGGAACCGGAGGAAGUAAUGAUAUCCAAAUACCCUCAUCUAUUUGAAGACAGGGAGGGACCAAAAGAUACAGAGGAGGAACAUUAA
Messenger RNA from Capsicum annuum, 1893 nucleotides. RefSeq lists its product as uncharacterized. Bases 1 to 1893 code for a protein of 630 amino acids. Gene Ontology annotation, biological process: DNA integration. Lineage: Eukaryota; Viridiplantae; Streptophyta; Magnoliopsida; Solanales; Solanaceae. Gene Ontology annotation, molecular function: nucleic acid binding; zinc ion binding. The record is from RefSeq and is a predicted model, not a curated record. The transcript has 5 exons.